Molecule: messenger RNA, 2337 nt
Organism: Pelagomonas calceolata
Lineage: Eukaryota; Pelagophyceae; Pelagomonadales; Pelagomonadaceae
Source: the annotation of a GenBank genome assembly
GUUUUGAGAGUGAAGCGUUUAGCCCAGGGGCUGCCCCGCAGCGCGGCCGCCGUACCGCGCUCGCAGAGGAGUCCAGGCAAAGGGGUACCACCGUACCACAGCCCGCGCGCGCCGCGCCGGGGCCCCGGAGCCGCGAACAGUGCACCGGGGGAACAGUCAUGGAGCGCGUGCCUAUCAACGCGCCCCAGGGCCCGCUGGGGCUGAUCUUCGAGCCCGAGUCCACGGUCCUCAGCAAGGUCCGCGAGACGUCGCCCCUCUACGGCCGCGUCGAGGUCGGCUGGACGCUCGUCGGCGUCGACCGCGAGGACGUGUCGCACAUGGACGGCUCGCAAGUCACGAAGCUGCUGAAGAUGCGCUCGCACAACCCGCAGGGCCGCCACCUCGAGUUCAAGAAGCGAAGUUUUUCGGUCAGGGAGCUGCCCGGCGACACCGCGGUCGAGGCGCCGAAGCCGCACGUCGCGGUCCGCGCGGACAUCGAAUUUCGGGUCGGUUCGAUGGCGUGGGAGGGUCACGACGGUCGCUGUCCACGCAGGUCACGGUGCACUCGCCGGUCAUGGACCUGUACGCCGUGCUCUGGUCGAUCGACGUCCUGGUCCAGAGUCUCCUGUUCCACAAGCCGAGCGGCGUGGGCGUCUACGUCGCCUACGUGUUGAUCGCGUUCGGCGCGCUCACGUGCACGGCGCACGCCUUCCACCUCGAGUGGCGGCGGAACGUGCUCGUCGUGGCGCUGGCCCUGCGCCUCGUCGACGUGGGCCUGCGGCUGCCGAUGAGCUGGGACAGCGAGUGGUGGGCGCUCCAGACGGACGCCGCGCUGCUCGUGCGGCUCCUGACGGGCGCGACGGCCGGGCGGACCAUCCAGCUCCAGAUGGCCCUCUUCUACCUGGCGGCGGGCUUCUGGAAGCUGAACACGUCGUUCCUCGACGGCGCCUCGUCGUGCGCGUCGGUCUUUGGGGUCCAGACGGCGGCGCGCGCCGCGCUCAUGCUCGGCGGCGGCGACGACCAGGCCGUCCUGGACUGGGAGGCCUUCCUCGCGCCCCUGGCCCAGACCUACACGCCGUGCAUCGUCAUCGCCCUGGAGAUGUCCAUCGCGCUCGGCCUGCUGCUCCGGCCGAACGUGGGCGUCCGCGUCGGCGUCCUCUUCCACGCGAUCAACGCCUGGGCCCCGCCGGCGCCGAACAACAUCGCGUCCUUCUCCGUGGUCUGCCUCGUGCGGCUCGUGACCUUCGCGCCGAAGGCGGCCGCGGACGCGCUGCACCUCACGAUGAGGAACAACUCGGCGCUCAUCUGCGCGGGCGUCGCCGCGCUGCUGGGCGCGGCGGUGCAGCAGUUCAAGGCGGGCCGGGACCCGCAGUUCAUAGCCGCCGUCGGCUACCUCGUCCUCGCGCCGAUCGUCCUGCUGGCGUGCCGCGGCACGUUCCCGGGCGGCAAGCGCCGCGUCCACGCGCCGAGCAAGGCGCGGACGCGGUUCGUGCUGAUCGCGCUGCUCUACUGCGCCACGCCGCUCCUGGGCGUCCUCGAGCUGGGCGCGCCGAACAUGUACGCGAACCUGCGCAUGCGCGCGGGCUCGAACCACCUGCUCGCGCCGACGGGCCUGCUCUUCAAGACGGGGCUGCUGGGCGCGGAGACGCUCACGGUCGUCAAGACGACGUCCCAGCACGUCCUGGACUACUACCCCGGCGACUGCACCGAGGAGCUCAAGCCCGCCGAGAACCGUGCGCGCGCCUUCGCCUCCGUCGGCAUGCGGCCCUUCUUCAACUACGCGCUGAAGCGCGUCAUCAAGUGCAGCUACACGAAGAACACGUGGCGCCCCUUCGACGUGCCCGCGAUCGAAUUAAGGCGCAUCCUCGGCGAGAUGAGCGCCGCGGGCAAGGCGGCGACGCUCACGUACAAGGACGGCGACCGGACCAUCCAGGUCGGCUACGACGCGGACGGCGCCCAGGUCAAGUGCACGGGCUGCACGCCGGACGACGUCGCGUCGCAGGGCCCGCUGCCCUUCUGGGCCGAGAAGUUCCUGGUGUAUUUACCGUACCCCGUGCUCGCCGACGGCAACGGCGAGAUGCCCUGCGCCGGGCCCUGACGCUGACCCAAUUCGCUACAAUAGGCCCUGACCCCCCUCUGACCGACCCGUGCUCUAUGACGCGCGGCGGCGCCCGCCGGGCGGGCGUCGUCGCGCCGAGGAAAUCCACAACUCCCUCGGACGGUCCAAUUCCCCAGUCGAGCGCCCGCCCCCCGGCGGGCGCGGUCCCAAAUUUGAACCGCGACGCACAGCAUACCGCGCUUCACGUCCUCCCCCCUGUCGAGCCGAAGAAGUCCUAUUGUCUAUAAACUAUAUAGCUG